AGUCUCAAUCCUUCCUCAAGAUCUUUACAAUAUUUUUCUUUUCGAAAGCAGGAUACCCAGUUGAGAAAUCAUGGUGAGGGAACGGAGGGUCGAUUCAUUCUAUACACGAUUGCGAGAGGCCGCUUCCGCUUCAGCUUUAGCUUCCUCCUCUCCUCUGUUGAUAUUUCCGUCGACAUCCGACGUAGACUCUCUCUGCGCCCUGAAGAUCAUAUUCCAUGUUUUGGAGUCUGAUUCCGUCCGCUACGCUUGCUAUCCGGUCUCUUCCUUCAAGGAAAUUCACAAGUAUGCAGGCCCCGAUCUCUGUGCUUCCUCUAGUAAGCCUAUCUCUAUCCUACUCAUCAAUUGGGGAUGCCAGAGGGACCUUCAACGGGUUCUGAAUUUAGGGCCGGCGGCACAGGUUUUCGUCGUUGAUAGUCAUCGUCCUAUUCAUCUCCACAAUCUCAGUGAGCAGAAUGAUCGGGUAAUUGUUCUCUACACUCAGGAUGAUGAGCAGCAGGCUGAUUUGGCCUAUGACUUUGAUGUCUCCACCGUGGCGAAUGCAUCGGAUUUGAACAGUGAUGAUGAGAUGGAGAGGAAUUCUGAUAGCGAAGACGACAGUGACAGUGAAAGUGAGGAUGAAGAUGGUUCUGGAUCUCGGAAACGAAGAAGGGUCUCUGAAGAAACAGAAGAAGAUCCGGUUAAGCUUUUCAGGAAGCUGAAAAAGGAGUAUUACAACAUGGGUACCUUCCAUGGGAAGCCUUCUGGCCUUCUGAUGUUCGAUCUAUCUCAUUCACUUAGAAAGAACACAAAUGAAUUGCUCUGGCUAGCUUGCGUCUCCUUGACUGAUCAGUUCGUCCACGAAAGACUUACCAAUGAGAGAUACCAAGCUGGGGUUAUGGAGCUUGAACAGCACAUCAACAGCUCAGGGAAUUUGGAUGCAAUUACUUCUGUGACUCUCAAAGAUGGGACCAAGAUCCGGGCUCCAGAUGCCUCGAGAAUUGCAUACGAGGAUGAGCCAAGGCUGAUGUUAUUGCGGGAGUGGAACUUGUUUGAUUCAAUGCUCUGCUCUUCCUACAUAGCAACGAAACUGAAGACUUGGAGUGAUAAUGGGUUGAAGAAGCUCAAGCUUCUUCUAGCCAGGAUGGGAUUUGCUCUUGUUGACUGCCAACAGAAGUUCCAGUACAUGAACAUUGAAGUGAAAAGGAAAAUGAAAGAUGAGUUUGAGCGAUUUCUUCCAGAAUAUGGACUCACAGAGUUUUAUUACCGAAGUUUCUUACGAUUACAUGGGUAUAGCUCAAAGGUAUCUGCAGCUGAUGUCGUUUAUGGUGUUACUGCAUUGCUUGAAUCAUUCGUGAAAUCCGAUGGCUCCUGUGCUUCUGAACAGUUUGGUGUAGCCUAUGAUGCCUUAUCCUUGAGUAAUCUUGAUAAGCUGAGAACGGGGAUGCAGAAUGCGAUUAUGAUACAGCGAGCCAUCCUAAGACAAGGAAGUGCUGCCAUAACUAAGAGCGGUUCCAUAAGGAGUGGGAGAAAAUUCAGGUGGUUGAAGCUUGAAGAUGCUGCUGACACAAAGCUGUUGGGAUAUCCACAAGCCUUGACCAAAUUCUGUUAUUUCUUGAUGGAUGCUCUGCGGGAGAAAGGUGCAAAAAUGAAGCCUCUGAUCUGUGCUUGCUUAACCCAGGAAGCCAACAAGGUUUUGAUUGUUGGGGUAUGCGGCAAGCCACGUCUUGGAGCCGUUCAAGGGAAUGCAUUUGGAGUUGCAUUCAGAGCUGCAGCAGAGGAGAUUGGAGCAGAGUUCUUCCAUGAGUUGUUUGAGUCAUCUUGGAUAGUCUUGGAUGCUGUUGCUGUUAAUUCUUUUAUGAUUAGAAUAACUGAGAAACUUUGAUGUAAGUGAUUUUUUUUCUGUUCUUAUGCAAGUAUGUAAUUGACCACAAUACAUUGAUCUAGUUCCUUGAUUUCUCUUAGUUUGUAUUUGAAGUGGGAAUUCAAUUUCUCGUUACUGGUGUAAUGUAAGUUAUGGCAACAGAAAUUAAUAACAUGGUUGGAACUCCGUUUAUCUGACUA
This is a messenger RNA of Nelumbo nucifera (sacred lotus), 2040 nucleotides long. RefSeq names its product cell division cycle 45 (gene CDC45). Gene Ontology annotation, cellular component: DNA replication preinitiation complex. Gene Ontology annotation, biological process: mitotic DNA replication preinitiation complex assembly; DNA replication initiation; double-strand break repair via break-induced replication. Gene Ontology annotation, molecular function: chromatin binding; DNA replication origin binding; single-stranded DNA binding. The record is from RefSeq and is a predicted model, not a curated record. Lineage: Eukaryota; Viridiplantae; Streptophyta; Magnoliopsida; Proteales; Nelumbonaceae.